Lactuca sativa (garden lettuce) is the source of this 6723-nucleotide messenger RNA. NCBI's taxonomy places the organism in Eukaryota, Viridiplantae, Streptophyta, Magnoliopsida, Asterales, Asteraceae. The record is from RefSeq and is a predicted model, not a curated record.
AAGUCAAAAGAUAUGAAGAAAUUGUUCCCCAAUCGGAUAUUGUUUAGUUUUACCAUCUCUAUUGUCUGUUUUUUCUCCACCAUGUUCGCCGAUUCCGCUGAAGACUCGCUACUCGGAUCAGCUCGCGUGGUUUUUCAGGAAAUAUUCGGCUUGUCCCUUGGACCGCCAGGGGCUCUACCCCUUGAAACCCUACCACGGGCGCUGUUGCCGGACCACUGUGUUCCCAAGUCCAUUUAAGUCAUUUGAGUGUGCACCUCCAUUGUCGAAAUAUAACUAAAAGGUACAUGACUUGUCUCAAAUAGAAUCCUGACAACACUAAAACAACACUAAAAUAUGGAUGACACUAAAAUCAUCAACAUUAUGAAGAUGUAGAAAAAGAGAAAGAUGAAGUGAAAUCGUCUAAUGUAAUCAAGAAAGAAAAAAUUGAGGUUACUUCAGUAAUUGGUUUUACUACACCUAGAACAAUGAUGUUAGAGGGCUUUAUGGGAUCAUCAAAGGUUGUAGUAUUGAUAGAUUGUGGGGCAUCUCACAAUUUUAUCUCAAAUGCAUUGGUUUGUAAAGCUAAUUUGAAUUUGAGUCCAAACGAAAGGUGUAGUGUGUCUAUGGGAGUAGGCGAAGAAGUAGGAGCUCGAGGAAUUUGUAAAAAGUCAAAGUAUGGAUGCAGUGGAUUAAAAUAAUAGAGGAUUUUCUACCUUACUCUUAACAAAUUCCGUUAUAAUCCUUGAUAUACAAUGGCUGACCUAAUUAGGUCCAAUGGAGGUGAAUUGGCAAACUCAAACAAUGAGUUUGAAUGACAAGGGGAACAAGUCAAAUGGCAAGGAAAUAUGUCUUUGAGGCGUUCUUUAGUAUCUCUCAAAGCUAUAUCAAGACAAUAAAACAAGAAAAACAAGGUGUGCGAUCGAAUUGGAUUGUUUAGAAGAGAUGAAGACCCAUUAACAUACCCACUUAUGCAAAGGACAUUUAUGAAAUACUAAAGACCUUUGAAGGAGUUCUCAAGAACCCAGAGGGAUUAUAAUAUAAACCAAAUUGGAACUUCUUAUUGAAAACAAAACAUGGGAUAGGGUUCAUGACUUUCUAGACACAUGGUAUCCCCUUAACCCAAAAAAGGCGUAUAAUUUCUAGACGCCCAUCUAACCCACCUUCCCCUUAUUUUUUCUUAUCUAGACUUGAACUAGCAAAUUAUUGUGAAUUAAGCAACUACUUAAGAUAUGGUAAUAGUAAUUAAAUAAGGUAAUGAUAUUACUUUCCCUUUAACUACUAAAAAUUAACAAAAUAGCCCAUGUACUUUCUUUCCUUUGCGUCAUUAGAAAGCCUACCCUUAUCUCCAACCUUCCUGUUGACUUGGGUGUCUCAUGAAAGAACGUAUAGAACCAGUUAACAUUCGACCAUAUAGAUAUCCACCGUUCCAAAAGGAUGAGAUAUAAAAGUUGGUUAAAGAGAUGCUAGAAGCCUACAUAAUAAAACAAAGGGGUCGUUUAAUAGUUGCUGACUAAGUUAGAGCUUGUUUGAUACCAUGUAGACUAGUCCGAAUUUCGGACUCGGUCCGAAACCGAGUGUUUGUUUUGCAUGUUGUCAUUGGACUCGGUCCAAAAUUUGGAUUCGUUCCUCACAAAUGCUUCAGUCGGAUAGAUCCGAUCCGACUGGAAAAAGGGUGGGAUUCAGUCCUCAAAUUUGUGUCUAUUUUGCCCUAUUAGAAGAAACACAAGAAGAAGAACAACGCAACUCCUUUUGUCGUUUCUUCCUAAUCGUUGUCUUCUUCCUCAGGUAUGUUCCCUUGCUCCCAUUUCUUUCACUCCCAAGUAUUGUUGUGUACAUGUUCUCAAAUAUCAUCAAUUCAAAAUUGUAAAACCCAAAAUCCAUUGCUGUGUAAAACCCAAAAUCCAUUGCUGUGUAAAACUUGAAAUCCACUGCUGUGUGAAACUCAAAUCUUGUUUUGAUGAAAUCAGCCUUUAAAUUUGUGUUAUGCUUAUGAAAUCAAACCUUAUGUGUAUGUUAAUAAAAUAGAAUAUUGCUUCAACAAAUUGAUUGCUUUUAUCAUUCUUAUGUCUAUGAAACCAACCCUUAUGUGUGAUGUGUGUAUGUGUAUAAAAUCAGCCCUUAUGUGUAUAUAUGUGUAUGGUUAUGAAAUCAGCCCUUAUUUUGUUUAUGUGUGUUAUAGAUUUUAUGUUUAGACAUGACAAAAAAGAGAAGUAAAGCUAGUUGGUUUUCAAAUGUUGUGAAUAAAUGUUUUCUAAAAGCAUGUAUACAAGAAAUAACAACUAACAGUUGGGUGGGUAGUUGCUGAAAAACUGAAAAUCGAACAUGAAUUUGUAGUUGAAAAAAAAAUGAAACAUAUCGUUAUGACUACUUGAAAAACAAGUAUGCAGUUUGGUUGAAGUUCAAUAACACAACUGAGAAUCCUUAUAACCCUAAAACAAAUACGUUUCACAUGAUAAAGGAAGAAUGGCAAAAGGAGGCGAAAAUAGUCUUUUAUUUUAAAACACAUGAUAAUUUUGUUAAUAAUUUUUUCAAACAAUGAACAAGAUGGUUGACAAAUUAAAGAAGUGUGUCUCUCCCUUUCCCAGAUCUAUGCACCCAAUUAUUUGACGGGGCUACCUUGACCGGUUGUGACAGUUGAGGACCAUCUUCGACACUCCCUCAUCAUACCGAAAUGUUUACUACAUAUGAUUUUGAGAAUAUUGAGAUAGAAGAUCCAACACUUCAUAUAGAUAUCCUAACCUUAGCCUCAACAGUAUCCCUACCUACAAGUGUCUCACUUGCAAGUGAAGAAUCCUCUGGUGGUCAAAAAACAAGAGAGGAAAACGAAAUGCAGCCAAAGAUACACUAGAUGAUGGCUUAAGAGAAGUUGGCAAGAAAAUUUAAACAUAAAAAUUCAACUAGUACCACAAGAGUAUAAGGAAAACUAAAAAUUCACCUUCUUUAUCCAUAAGUGACCUAUUAAAUGUUAAAUAGAAAUUACACAUUACAAUCCUAAACAUAAAAAUCUAUAACAUGAACCUUAACAUAAAUCCAUAACAUAUAACAAUAGUAAACAUCAUACAUGACAAUCUUAAACAUAAAAAUCCAUAACAUGAACCAUAACAUAAAUCCAAAAAGAUUCUAACCCAUACUAAAAUCAACCAAGUAAUCCAAACUUCUUUGCUGUGUGCCACGACUUACAAGUCGAUGGCUUGAAGCGUAACCAAAAUUUCCGAUUACCAACAUUUUAAGUGAAUAACAUAAGAGCAGUAGUGUAUUUCGGAUCAAAUUCUCCCUAUUCCAAGCCUUAUAACUUCUUCAUACAUUCGUCCAUCUCUUUGUCAAGAUUAUUUGCUUGUACGAAUGACAAUUUCCUUUCUAACUUCUCUUAAGUCAUCAUAUAGUGUCCUUGGGUGCAUUUUGUUUUCCUCCUUUGUUUUUUGACCGAUCAGAGGAUUCUUCACUUGCAGGUGAGACUUGUAAGUGGGGAUACCGUUGAGGUUGAGGCUGAGACAUCCAUCUAAGGUGUUGUGUCUUCAUUCUCACUAUCCUCAAAAUCAUGUGUAGUAAACACUUCGGUGGGAUGAGAGAGUGUCGGAGAUGGUCCCCAACUAUCGUAACCGGUCGAGGUCGCCCCGUCAAAUAAUUAGGUGCAUAUAUUUGGGAAAGGGAGGGGCAUAUGAUAAGCCCCCACAUUUCGGUUAUCUUUUUGGCCAGGGGUAGAAUGGUCUUUUAUGGUAUUAUGGUUGCUAUUGGCUGUUUUGUUAGUGGGAAGAGCACCUGAGUAUGUUGGCUGUGAUUCCCUUUUGUCUUGUCUCUAGUAAUAGUAUAUAUAGUCCUUUGUUUUAGAGAGUCAGUAGCUAAGAAUUAAUUUGUAUAGAACUUUGUUCUUUUGGAGAGCCCCUUUCCUCUCGAAUGACUGAGAAUUAUCUUAAUAUUAUCAAGUAAUUUUGUUAGUAUGUCGGGAGUAUACGAUAGAUUCAACAGGGGUCUAUCAAAUGGUAUCAGAGUAGUUGAUGCUGGGGAAAGAAUGAUAGCAAAUGAACAACAACAACAACAACAAUCUUUGUGGAUUCAACAACAAGCAAAGGACCAGGAAGAGCUGAGGAUUAUCCGAACAAAGUUGCUAGAGAUGGUGAAGAUAAUGGAGAUGCAUCGGCAGAACCAGAUCAAGAGAGAGGAAGAGACAGAAGCUGAGAUAGCAAACAUGAAAAAGGCCAAGUGGAGACAGAUUUAUUACUCAACCUUGAAGGAGAAGAAAGCGGUCAAUGAGGAGGAAGAAGAAUCCUUGGAAGAGUCUGAGCCGGAAUUGGAGCCCAACACGACACCACAACUUCCAUUGUCUCUGCUGACGACUCCACCAACACCAUUGCCGUCAUUUCCAUCACCACCUCUGUUGGAACAGGAAUUAUUGAAGGAAGGAACGAUGGGAUUCAUUUUGAACCCGAAAGAAUUGCACAAGAAGCGGAACAUGCCGCCGCUGGCGUCUCCACCGUCAACACCACCAAGACCACAACCGUCGUCUCCACAAUCUCUAGGGUCCAAGUACAGCAGCGGGGCAGCGAUUUUGAAUACAAGAGGCGUAAAUCGAUAUGAUAGAAAGAUGGAGGUGCACAUGUUCGAUAGCUACAGACCACCGCCGCCGACGCCACCACCACCACUGUCGGGAAUUCAAUCAAUGAGGAAAGGAACGAUUGAUUCAAUGCCGGACCAGGCGGGAAUGAACCUGUUGUUGCGAUGGGUGUUUUCACAAGACGGAAUGCGAACGGAAUGCCAACUGCGUUACUGGGAGAUAACAGUUCCGUUGAAAUUAGGUCAUUACCGAUAUGGGCUGAAAAAAAAUAUAUGGGCUGAAAUUAGAAUGUUGAGAAUGGGGCUUCACAAAUUAGGUCAUACGACGGCCUCAACUAUGAAUGACGAACGUAAAUUAAGCCCAAAAGAAAGUAAAUUGGCGGUAACUAAUUCAGCCCUACAACUGGAGACAAGCUAUUUCUCUAUGUUGGCACCUGCGACACAGUUACCAGCAGCAGCUUCAGACUCUCGAAAGAUUUUUGAAUCUAUCACGACUCUCCAUUACCAAUGGUGUUUUUAUAGGGAGCUAUUAAAGUUACUUGGUGAGUCGGGGUUGAAAGAUGCAGGUAGUUGUGGUAUUAGUCCUAAAUACCCAACUAAACAGGAAGGGCAGUUGUCCCCCCAGCCAUCAUGGCAUUCUAUCUUAUGUUGUUUGGGACUUAGCCGUCAAUUGGAGGGUUUCAUAAGAGAUGUUGCUUUUUACCCUACUAUGUGGAGUACACCAGGUCUGGUUCCUUUACAACUUUACCCUCUUACGGAUAAGAGAACAAAGCAUGUUGUUUCCAUAGGAGAAAACCAUAGAAUUGUAGAUAUUCCUGUUAGCAACUGCCUCAACAACAUAUCCAAGUUUUAUGUCGUUACGAAGAUUAAUUCAGCAACACAUAAUCGCCAUUUGUCAUGUGUGUAUGCAAGCAACAGGGGCAUUGGUAAGGAUGAAGGGUUAGUUGAAGUCGUUGCUGCUCAACAAAUCCUUAAAAACCCAAAUGAGUUCCUGGAUACCAUUAAUGAAGUAGGGUGGAAUUUAGAGCUACAUGAAGAGAAGAAUGUUCUGGAGUACCAACUCCUUGCUGGAAAUCAUGUAUACCUUAUGAAUUAUAGGAGAUUUAUUCAAACUCGAAGGGAAACUAAUGCUGACACAUCUGUUCUGAUCCUACCAACGCAUGAAAAACAUGCAAUUGGAUUUGGGUUAACGGUGAUUGAUGAAGAAAGAGAUAAAGAAAUACUUGAUAAUGUUAGCAAGGGAAAAUAUGUUGUUAUCAAAGAUUUGAUGUUAAGGUGGCUGCAAGAUAAGUUUCCUCGGACAAAUGGAAGUGGAAGUGAAGCAAAUCUUGGACUUGAAGCUGAACUAGCAAGUCUAGGUAGCAAGGGCUUUAAUGCAUUAGUUACUUUUGGUGGGGUUAGCUUGUACAUCACCUUGAAUCCUUAUGAGAAUGGUUUGGAGGUUAUGAAAAAAGGUGAGUAUGCACAGGUCAUUAGUGAAGUCCCACAUAAAUUCAAGAAUGUUUUUGAGGUGAUGAAGACACCAAGGGAGGGUCUCAGUUUUCAAUACCAUUACUUCCCCUCAGGUGUGAUGAGUAAUACAAAUGGGAAGGCUGAUGAAGUUGUCAAAAUGAUCCUAGAAGAAUUGGAGCCAAUGGGUGUAGUAGAGCUAGUGGAGGAAGUGAUUGUAGGGCAUGCCACCAAACAAGGAUUCGAACUUGGAGAGACGGAAGGAGAACAACAGCAACAGGAGUCUCUUAAGAAGAAGUUUGCGGAAAUUUCAAUAUAUUCUUUUAAGUUAUUGAUGUUACAUGUGCAGUUUGAGUUGCUUCGGGUUUACCUUUCAUUUUGGCAGCCACAUUUGAAUAGGAAUACAAGGGCGGCCCAUUUUUUCCUUCACCUUGAGGACAAGGUGAAAGUUUGGGCGGCCGGUAUUGAUAAGCCCCCACAUUUCGAUUAUCUUUUUGGCCAGGGGUAGAAUGGUCUUUUAUGGUAUUAUGGUUGCUAUUGGCUGUUUUGUUAGUGGGAAGAGCACCUGAGUAUGUUGGCUGUGAUUCCCUUUUGUCUUGUCUCUAGUAAUAGUAUAUAUAGUCCUUUGUUUUAGAGAGUCAGUAUCUAAGAAUUAAUUUGUAAAGAACUUUGUUCUUUUGGAGAGCCCCUUUCCUCUCGAAUGACUGGGAAUUAUCUUAAUAUUAUCAAGUAAUUUUGUUAGUA